CCAAAGUUGUAGUGCCUAGAGAGAAAGAGACGGGGAGGGAUAGAGACACAGUUCGUCUGCUACGACGUGGUGGUUACUUACCACAGAAGGUUCUCUGUGUUUGUUAAUUGAAAAGAUAAAAAGAGAGGAGUAAUCAGUGUAGAAGAAGAGGAGGAGGGGGAGGAAGAGGAAGAGGAAGAGGGUUGCGUAGAUUACAAUAUAUAACAAGCAUACAAGAAAAAGGGUUCGUGCAAACCUUGUGCGGAACAAAAAGAAAAAAGAAAAAACUAAGAAAUUCUAGAAGAUCCUUAUCUUCACGUAAUCGCCUUCUUCGAUUAUCUUCGUGCCCCAGCCCAAGUUUUUUUCUCCUUAACACCUUGCUUGGAUUUCAUAUUCGACUCAGUUGGUCGUGUCGGGUUCUUCCCUGGGUUUGGUUGUGGGCCGUCAUUCAUGGGGAAGAGUUGGGGCUUGGUGGAAGGGAAAUUGAGAAUUUUACGGUGAAAAAAUCGGUGGUUCUUUAGGGACUACGGUUAAUUUCGUGUUUAACGGUGGUCGGUGAUACGUUGGAGGUUGUGGGUGUAAUCAUUGUUGGGUUUGUUGGGAAUUGGUGCUUUUUUUGGGUUUUUCCUUUGAAGAUUUUUAUUGUGGGUUGGUGUUGAUCAGGGUUUUGGGAAGGAUUUGCCAUUAAAUUUGGGGUUCUUUUGUGGGAAAGUCUCCGGUGGAUAGCUUGUAUUGGCCGGUUUCGAUGGUGGGUCGAUGAAAGUGUCUCUUUUCGAUAAAAUCAUUGGGGGGUAUGUUUAGAAUUGCGUUGCUUUUGUUGAAUUUUGAUGGUAGUUUGAAAAUAUUUCAGUAUUCUAUCGAUGCUCAAGGUCUAACGAUUGGGAAUCUCUUCAUUUGGGUGGGGAUUGCCUGUUAAAGGAGUCAAAUUGCAUUGUUUCUGGGUAUUUCAGCUCUAGCUGAGAACUUGCAUCGGCCAUUUUUGCAGUUUGGGUUGAGAAUUCCAUUGUGUGAACAAGGUGGGUUUGGGGAAUUUGUGGAGAAGAAUUGUUCUGAGGAUAAAAUGAGCUCGUCUAUCACUGACGGUUUGGUUCAUGGAGGAAAGCUUCUGGUUCAUAUUGCUGAGAAUGGGCAAUCAUUUGAGCUCGACUGCGAUGAAACCAUGCCAGUUGAAGCGGUCAUGCGGUUCAUUGAAUCCGCGUCGAUGAUUAGUUUCAAUGAUCAGCUUGUUCUCUGUUUGGAUAUGAAACUUGAGCCGCAGCGGCCGCUUUCAGCGUAUAAGCUUCCUUUGGAUGACCGAGAAGUCUUCAUAUUCAAUAAGGGAAGAUUGCAAACCAAUUCAGCGCCUCCUCCGCCUGAGCAAGUUGAUAUUCUGGAUAUUGUGGACCCUCCAUCACCGUCCUCUUCACAUAAUUCUCAUCCUUUGGAUGAAGCUUCUGACCCUGCUUUGAAGGCUUUACCUUCAUAUGAGCGGCAGUUCAGGUACCAUUACCACCGGGGACAUGCGAUUUAUAGUCGUAGCCAGGUGAAAUAUGAGAACUGUGAGAGGCUUUUGAGGGAGCAAAAGGUUCAAGAGAGGGCAUUGGAGGUUGCUAAGGGUAACUUGGAUCAAUACUAUAAGGUGAUUAGUCAAAACUAUGUGGACUUCAUGAAGCGUUAUUCACAGCAGAAGCGAAUACAUUCGGAUCUCCUGGUGAAUUUUGGGAGGGAUAUUGAGAAACUGAGAUCCGUCAAACUGCCCCCUGCUUUACAGACUACCACCCGCAAGCGCUUAUUGGACUUUGUGAAGGAAGAGAACUUGCGGAAGUCAGCUGAGAAUUGCAGCGGUUCCCACAAGCAGUUUGAGAAUAAGGUUUCACAAUUUAAGCAAAUGUUUGGUGAGGUGAAACGCAAGGUUGAGGAAUUGUUUGCUAGCAGGGCUUCUUUUUCUACCAGGAAUUUGGAGGGGAUGAUUAAGGAACACCUGCAAUACAUCAAUGAACAAAAGAGUAUACUGCAAUCCUUGAGCAAAGAUGUAUAUACGGUGAAGAAACUUGUGGAUGACUGUGUGUCCUACGAAUUAUCUUCAUCACUCCGUCCUCAUGAUGCAGUUUCGGCCUUGGGUCCUAUGUAUGAUGUCCAUGACAAGAAUCACCUGCCUAGGAUGCAGACUUGUGAUCAUGCAAUUUCUAAGCUGCUGGACUUUUGCAGGGAUAAGAAGAAUGAAAUGAACAACUUUCUGCAUAAUUACAUGCAAAAAAUUACCUAUGCUUCAUAUGUCAUUAAAGAUGCUAAGUUACAGUUUCCUGUUUUUAAAGAGGCAAUGGUUCGUCAGGAUGAUCUGUUUAUGGACUUGAAGUUAGUCCAUGGAAUUGGCCCAGCAUAUAGAGCCUGCCUUGCAGAAGUUGUGAGAAGAAAGGCUUCUAUGAAGCUUUACAUGGGAAUGGCUGGACAAUUGGCUGAAAGACUUGCCACAAAGAGGGAGGUUGAAGUGAGGAGACGCGAGGAGUUUUUGAAGGCUUGCGGUGCUUACAUACCUAGGGAUGUAUUAGCAUCUAUCGGAUUAUACGAUAACCCCAAUCAGUGUGACGUCAAUAUAGCUCCAUUUGACACUGGUUUGCUUGACAUUGACAUUUCAGACCUGGAUCGCUAUGCUCCCGAAUAUUUGGCUGGACUGCCUUCAAAGGGUGAGAAGCCUGGAAGCUCAAAAGGUUCAUUUGCUUUGUCUAAUGACAGUUCUCAUUCUUUUGAGUCUGAAGAGUUUGCCGUAGGCAGUGUUGAUAAAUACGACUCUGAGGAUCUUCUAGAAGGCUCUGAGUUGGUUGAGAUUGCUGGAACUAGCAAAAUGGAAGUUGAGAAUGCAAAACUUAAAGCUGACCUUGCUUCUGCCAUUGCCUUGAUUUGUUCCCUCUGCCCCAAUGUUGAGUACGAAUCACUUGAUGAUAGUAAACUGGAAAGCAUGAUGAAGAAUGCUGCAGAGAAGACAGCUGAAGCUUUGCAUCUGAAAGAUGAAUAUGGGAAACAUCUUAAAUCUAUGCUCAGGAUGACGCAGAUGCAGUGCAUGUCUUAUGAGAAACGCAUUCAAGAAUUGGAGCAGAGAUUGUCUGAUCAAUAUUUGGAAGGGCAGAAGCUGUCAAAUAACAAAGAUACAACUGACUUAGCCCUUUUGGCUGAGAAGGCUGAUGUUUGCAGUCCAGAAAGCUUGGGCAGUGAAUCUCACACACCUUGCAUAUCUACUACUGAGCACAUGGAUGAGGUUUCUUGCAUCUCAAAUUCUUUGGAUGCAAAACUGGGAAUUUUCACUGGGCAAUCAAGCAAAGCUCGAGAGGGGGUGGAUGAGAAUAUGAUGGAUUCCUCUGGAAUAUUAAAUCCUCAGCUUGAUUCCUCGAUGCUGGAGCCACACCGUGAAGGACUGCUAGUCAGUGAUAAAGAUGGGAAAGAUAAAAUGAUGGGACAGUUGGGCAUGUCCCUUACAAACAGUUCCACUGCUGAGAGCAUGCCUGAGCCUCUGACUGUUGUGCCCUCUGACACUACAGUUGAUCCAAGUUUGGAUUCCAAAGCCAGCAGUGAUCUUUUGUUGGAAUUGCAAAGUGCACUUGCAGAUAAGUCAAACCAAUUGACUGAAGCUGAAACCAAGAUUAAAGCUACCAUGGAGGAGGUUGCCUUGCUUAGGAGGGAUUUGGAAGCAAGUCGGAAGCUCCUAGAUGAAUCCCAGAUGAAUUGUGCACACUUGGAGAACUGUUUGCACGAAGCAAGAGAGGAAGCCCAGACCCAUCUUUGUGCAGCUGACCGGAGGGCUUCAGAGUAUAGUGCUCUGCGUGCAUCUGCUUUGAAAAUGCAUGGUGUUUUUGAAAGACUUCGAAAGUGUGUUGAUGCACAGGGUGGAGUGGCUACUUUUGCAGAUUCCUUGCAUACUUUAGCACAAUCUUUGGCCAAUUCCAUUAAUGACAAUGAAGAUGAUGAUACUGCCGAUUUUCGAAAAUGCAUCCGAGUUCUUGCAGAUAAAGUUAGUUUCUUGUCGAGGCACCGUGAAGAGCUACUUGGCAAGUACCUGAAGUUUGAAGCUGCAAAUGAACAGCUUAAAAAGGAAUUGGAAGAUAAGAAAGAGCUGGUUAAAACUUUGUACACCAAGCAUCAACUUGAGAAGCAGGCAAACAAGGAAAAAAUUUCUUUUGGCCACUUGGAAGUCCACGAGAUUGCCGCAUUUGUUCUUAAGCCAGCUGGGCACUAUGAGGCAAUCAGUCGGAACUGCUCAAACUACUACUUGUCUGCUGAAUCUGUGGCCUUGUUUGCUGACCAUCUCCCAAGCCGACCUAACUACAUCGUUGGGCAGAUCGUGCAUAUUGAACGCCAAACUGUGAGGCCAAUACCUUCUAUACCAACUCGGGCGGAGCAUGGUAGAGUGGAUCAAACUGAUUACCUGACCUCUGACAUGGGGACCGAUCAGUUGACCUUGAAUUCAGGAUCAACUUCGAACCCUUUCGGUCUCCCCAUUGGCUGUGAAUACUUUGUAGUGACAGUAGCCAUGUUACCUGAUACCAGCAUUCAUUCACCAUCUCCUUCCUGAUCCCUGCUCGAGGCAGAUAGAUGUGAUGGAAGAAUGGAAAAUGUACAUAUCUGAUAUAACAAUCAAAGGUUAAACCCACUUGCUGGGAGUUGAACGUGAUUUUCUCUUUGUACAGCUGAUGAUCCAAUUAAGUUUGAUCUGCCCCUUUGUACAUAUAGCUACUCCUUUCUAUUGAAAAAUAUAAAAAAUAUAUGUAUGUAAAUACAAUGCAGCUCUUGAUCUUUA
This is a messenger RNA of Juglans regia (Persian walnut), 4747 nucleotides long. Its product is annotated as autophagy-related protein 11. The transcript has 5 exons. NCBI's taxonomy places the organism in Eukaryota, Viridiplantae, Streptophyta, Magnoliopsida, Fagales, Juglandaceae. The coding region runs from base 1040 to 4522 and encodes 1160 amino acids. Gene Ontology annotation, biological process: autophagy of peroxisome; autophagosome assembly; reticulophagy. The record is from RefSeq and is a predicted model, not a curated record. Gene Ontology annotation, molecular function: molecular adaptor activity; protein kinase binding. Gene Ontology annotation, cellular component: extrinsic component of membrane; phagophore assembly site membrane; Atg1/ULK1 kinase complex.